This is a messenger RNA of Pseudo-nitzschia multistriata, 755 nucleotides long. The record is from the annotation of a GenBank genome assembly. NCBI's taxonomy places the organism in Eukaryota, Bacillariophyta, Bacillariophyceae, Bacillariales, Bacillariaceae.
AUGGAAAUGGGCACGAAGGACCAAGAAAGACACAUGAUUUGUUGGAACAAUAAUAUUUAAUAAUUUAUUAUUCCAUCCGACAAGAAAAACACCGUAAAGAAAAUUUCAGAAAAAAGUUCUGAACAAAGUCCACCAUAUCUUUCGGACAACAAAUUUAUCGGUCAUUGAUGGUAACAUCAACUUCGACACCCGGCUCGAUAGGGAUGCUGGUAACCUGCUUGACAACAUCGGAAGGAGCGUGGAGGUCGAUCAAGCGCUUGUGGAUGCGCAUUUCGAAGCGGUCCCACGUGUUGGUACCUUCUCCAGAAGGAGCCUUACGGGUGGUGAUUCUCAACUUCUUGGUAGGCAUACGGACAGGCCCACUAACGAGAAGCUUCUUGUCGAGGGAGGCCUUCUUCAAGUCGGCGCAAACCUUCUCGAGGUUGGUGACAUUGCGGCUCGUAAGAGUGAUGCGAAUGCGGUGGACAACAGCGUCGUCGGGGGCGGCUCCGGCUUCCUUCUUGAAUGUAGACAUGGUGAUUUGUUUUUCAAAAGUUGAAUUAGCUUCAGACUGGGGCAAAGUGAGAAGCGCUUAGUGUGGCUUAUCUACUAUCAUUUGGUUGUGAGGAUUCCGCAUCGGGAGAUCUUUCGUUUUAGGCAGGAAACAGGGUGGUUUUAGUGGAGGAUGGCAGAGCGUUUUGUGCUUGCUUUACAGCUAGGUUACCGCGUUUUCGAGUUACUUAAAUUAUAUUGAAACGGGACUCAAAUUAUUUUCA